Symbiodinium sp. CCMP2592 is the source of this 1338-nucleotide messenger RNA. The record is from the annotation of a GenBank genome assembly. NCBI's taxonomy places the organism in Eukaryota, Dinophyceae, Suessiales, Symbiodiniaceae.
AUGGCAUUCGUUUGUGUAAACGCUGUGCUCAUGAGUGGAAGAGGCACUUGGAUCACAGCAAGGUGCGAUUGGACGGUUGGGGAACUGAAGCGACAAGCGCAAAAUUCCUUGCAAACUGGACGUGGCAUCUUGGUCAGCUCAUCCGGGGAGUUCCUACGAGACGAAGAAAACCUUCUCGAUGCAGGCGUGAAGAUGGGUGAUAUCGUCUCGCUGCAUUUGAGGGAAGUGCACAUCGCGGCCACAACCAAUGCAUUUUGUGCUGUUCUCGGCGACGGACGUGUCGUGACAUGGGGCGAUUCGAAGUAUGGCGGCGACUGUAGCUCAGUCGGCAAGCUGCUGAAAGAUGUGAAGCACAUCGCCGCUUCCUUUGCUGCCUUCGCUGCUAUCCUUAGCAACGGAUCUGUGGUUGCUUGGGGGAACUCGGGUUUCGGAGGCAAUAUUGGCCCUGUGGCGCACCAGCUGGGCAAUGUGGAGCGAAUCAUAGCUUCAUGUGGCGCCUUUGCUGCCAUUUGUGCGGAUGGAUCCGUCGUGACUUGGGGCCACGGCAGCCACGGCGGCGACAGCCGAGCCGUCCAGCAUAGGCUCCGGCAUGUUCAAGAGAUCCAUGCUGCACACAUGUCCUUUGCUGCAAUUAUCGACGAUGGCUCCGUGGUUACCUGGGGCAACCCUCUCCAUGGUGGGGACAGCAGCGCUGUCGAAGACUCGCUCAGGAAUGUUCAUACAAUUGAGGCGACGAACGGUGCUUUUGCUGCUAUCCGCAGUGAUGGAAGCGUCGUGACUUGGGGCCAAUCCAAGCAAGGUGGCGACAGCCGCGCUGUGCAGCACAGCCUGCAGAACGUGCGAAACAUCAAAGCCUCACCCGGGGCCUUUGCCGCCCUUCUUGUGAAUGGCUCUGUGGUGACUUGGGGGCAUUCUGACCACGGUGGUGACAGCAGCAGUGUGAAAGAUCAGCUGGUGGACGUGCAGCAACUCGAGGCGUCCUUUGGGGCAUUUGCUGCAGUUCUCGGUGAUGGGUCUGUCGUGACCUGGGGCAACCCCCAUUAUGGCAGCAACAGCGACUGGGUACAAGACCAGCUCAAGCAUGUUCGGCAAGUCGUGGCGUCGGACGGCGCAUUUGCUGCGAUUCGCCGUGAUGGAACUGUCGUAACCUGGGGCAAUCCCGCCCAGGGUGGUGAUAGCAAAGCUGUCCAAGAAGAGCUACGCAAUGUCAGGCACAUUCAAGCAUCCCGGAGAGCCUUCACGGCUAUUCUGGAGAAUGGGUCGCUGGUGACUUGGGGAGACGCACUGAGCGGGGGCGACAGCAGCUCCUUGCAGCGUGAGCUGAGGAGCCAUUUAUAG